Messenger RNA from Zea mays, 530 nucleotides. RefSeq names its product nuclear distribution protein PAC1. The transcript is spliced from 4 exons. Bases 22 to 423 code for a protein of 133 amino acids. Gene Ontology annotation, molecular function: protein binding. The record is from RefSeq and is a predicted model, not a curated record. Lineage: Eukaryota; Viridiplantae; Streptophyta; Magnoliopsida; Poales; Poaceae.
GCUCUGGCUGACAGAUUGCUUAUGGAUGGUGAAUCUAAACUGCUUGCAAGUGGAGGGGAAGACUGCACCAUUCGCCUAUGGUCUAUGAGUACGAGGGCGAAAAAUCACCCACUGAUAGCAACAUUUCAUGGGCAUGAAAAGGCACUGUCAUUUUUAUCUGUUGCGUGGCAUAAAUCGUCCCUGUUGGUGAGCUGUUCCAAAGACUCAAAGGUUAAAGUUUGGGACACAGUGGCUCCUUCGAGUGGUUCAUCACCAUGUGUAGGCAGUGCUCACCUCAACUCAAAUGGGCCACCAAUUGCUAUGAAAUGCCAUGAAUCCCUUUGCUAUAUUGCUGCUGGAGCUGAAGUGACAGUGAUUGACUUGAGGACAAUGAAGAAGGCUUUUGUCCUUGCACUCCAGAACCACAGAAUACUUUCUUACUGAUACGUCAAUGGCUGUGCAGUCCAAAAAAAAUGAAGAGAAGGGAAUUUGACAUUGUCAUUCAAGCUUCAACAUUGAUCACUUAUUGGUUCUCAGUAAGUCUUUCUGAA